Microbotryum saponariae is the source of this 2061-nucleotide messenger RNA. The record is from the annotation of a GenBank genome assembly. NCBI's taxonomy places the organism in Eukaryota, Fungi, Basidiomycota, Microbotryomycetes, Microbotryales, Microbotryaceae.
AUGACGAAUAUCAUGGGACCAUCCGAGCACUCGUUCGACACCUUGUCUGAGAAAGGACCCGAGACGAGCACCCUACUCCCUCAACCGACGACCUCGCGCGACUCUCCGCCAGCGACCUUAUCGUCGCGCCUGAAACCGUUGCUGUGCAUCCUACUCGUGCUCGUCGUCACCAAGCAUCAGCUCGCUCCCUCGACUCCGAGUACGGCCGUAUCUAGCUUAGACCUCUGCCCUCAAUACCCAGCCCUAGCGCCGCCCCCGCAUGCAGCCGAUGCCAACAUCGAUCUGAUCCGUUCACCGGCCUAUCUGAGACGAAGCGUUGAGCUGCUCAGUGGGUUGGUGCAAAUCCCGUCAGUUUGAGGAUCGGUCUACUCUGAUCAGCUUGAUAGUGACUGAUUUACCCUAUCCUCGAUCCUCGUCUGCAGAACCCCUUCGUUCGAUGACAACGGACCGGUGACGGGACCCGAUCGAGAUCCCCGUUGGGACCAGUUCCCCAUCUUCUCCGCUCAACUCGAAAAGAGCUUUCCGUUACUGUGAGUGGUUGAUUCGAUAGUAGGAACUCUGUACACUGGGCGGAUCACUCACCGAUGGCCCGCUUCGGUACUCUCGCCCCGCCGAACGCUCAACGCUGCAGUCACGCCAAGCUCGAGCUCAGUCACGUGAACGAGCAUGGACUGCUCUUCACCUGGCCUGGAACGGACGCUUCACUCAAGCCUUCGAUGCUGAUCGCACACCAGGAUGUCGUACCCGUCGACCCUUCAACCAAGAACCAGUGGACCUUCCCUCCGUUCUCGGGUCACUACGACGAAAAUUCGAACAGCGUGUGGGGGCGGGGCUCCGUCGAUUGCAAGGAUGUGCUCAGUGGGAUCUUGGAAGCGGUCGAGUUGCUCGUGGAGAAGAACUGGACACCGAGGAGAACGGUGGUAUUGGCCUUCGGCUUCGAUGAAGAGUCUAAAGGCAUCGAUGUGAGUACAAAUUGAUCAAUUUUGGAUUCGGCAACGCCCCACAUCCUCAGCUGAUGCGCAGCGUGACUUGAAAUUUCAACCAUAGGGCGCUGGUCAAUUGUUCAAAGAGGUCAAGAGACGGUAUGGCGAGGACGGUAUUGCGUUCCUCUUGGACGAAGGCGGUCUCGGCGUCAGUGCAGAUUUCCUCGGGCGACCGAUGGCGCUGCCCGGCACGGGCGAGAAAGGCUACAUGAAUUUGACCAUGACCCUACAUACACCCGGUGGUCACUCGAGCAUCCCACCUCCGCAUACUGGGAUCGGUAUCAUGUCAAGCCUGAUUCACAACCUCGAAUCGACCCAAUUCGAGCCGCGACUUUCUUCGACUUCGCCCAUCUUCAACCUGUUGCAAUGCGCCGCCGCCCACGGCAAGCUCGACCAGUCGCUCAAAUCGGCCGUGCUGGACGGCUCACAGAAGGGGAAGAAGGGAGAGAAAGGCCGGAAACGUUUGGCCAACCUGUAUGCCGCUCAAGGUCGCGAGUCGAGGUACCUCGUUACGACGAGUCAAGCUGUCGACGUCAUCUCGGGUGGGAUCAAGGUCAACGCUUUGCCAGAGACGGUCACUGCGGUGAUCAACUACCGUAUCUCGGUCGACGAGUCGGUUCCAUUCGUCAAAGAUCGCGUUCUCAAACAUGUAGGACGGCUUGCCAAGGUCCACAAUCUCGACGUCGAGGCGUUCGGAUCGACGUGGCGCAACGCGUCCUCCUCCUCGUCGAUUGCAAAAGGUGGUCUCUUGCGACUAUCGACGGGCAUAGCCGAGAUCGCCCCUGCUCCCAACUCGCCGAUCGAUGCGCCGAGCUGGAAGGUCCUGGCUCAAUCGAUCCGACGGACCUUCAAGGACAAGUACCCCGACCUGGUCAUCUCGCCUGCGAUGGACACGGGCAACACCGACAGCAGCUUCUACCUUGGGCUGACGCGCAACGUCUAUCGCUUCGGCCCGACCGAUCCGAGUGCGAACGAGAGGAUCCACACCGUGGAUGAACAUGUCAAUAUGGAUGAUCAUCUUAACGGGGUCGUGUUUUACCACGAGUUGUUGCGUAAUGCGGAUGCUGCGGACAUGUGA